Messenger RNA from Harpia harpyja (harpy eagle), 611 nucleotides. RefSeq names its product galanin and GMAP prepropeptide (gene GAL). Lineage: Eukaryota; Metazoa; Chordata; Aves; Accipitriformes; Accipitridae. Gene Ontology annotation, cellular component: extracellular region. Bases 80 to 433 code for a protein of 117 amino acids. Gene Ontology annotation, molecular function: hormone activity. The record is from RefSeq and is a predicted model, not a curated record. The transcript has 6 exons.
CCCGGGACGAGCCGCCCCCUCCGUCCCGGACCGCCAGCACCAGCGCUGCCAGGGAGAGGCCGUCGCCCCCCAGCUCAAGAUGCAGAGGUGCACUAGUUUCCUGUUUCUGUCUUUAAUCCUUUGUGCCACCCUGUCAGAAACACUUGGACUGGUUUUCUCAGCAAGAGAAAAAAGGGGCUGGACUUUGAAUAGUGCUGGUUACCUGCUUGGGCCACAUGCAGUAGAUAACCACAGAUCUUUUAAUGACAAACAUGGUUUCACUGGUAAACGUGAAAUACAGCCUGAUGAGGAUAUUAAAGCAGGGAAUCUUGGAAGACUGCUGGCUGAUGAAAACAUUGUGCGCACAGUAAUUGAAUUUUUGGCUUAUUUGCAUCUUAAAGAGAUGGGAGCACUUGACAAACUACCUUCUCCAGAGGAAACAAACCAGUCUUGAAGAAUAAUGCAUUUUUAUUGUGCUGUAGUGUAGAUUUAGAUUGAAUUCUAAACAAAAGAUCCAAAUGAGCUGAAGAUGAGAAGUAUUGUUUGCAUUAAUCUGAUAAAUGGUAAACAGCAUUCUGCCCUCUGUUUUGUUUGUUUGGGUUUUUUGGGGUUGGGUUUCUUUUUUUUCCUCU